AUGAGGUCUUUAAAUACUUCCAGAGGUACCAGCAGCGCCAAACGGACCUGGCAGCAGGUGAAGAUGAAGUACAAAAACAUCAUUCAGAAUGCCAACAAGAAGAAGGUAGAAAUAAGGCGCACAGGAGGAGGGAGGGCACCAGACUCCUUUACUCUUGCUGAAGAGUUGGCCCUAGCCAACAACAGUGGCAGGGUGAUGAUGGAUGGGGUGGCAGGGGUACAGUCUAACCCUGGGGCAGCUGAAAUGUCCACCCUCUAUGUGCAAGUCGAGGGUGGAAACAUCACAACCCUGCAGCCACCAGGAUGCAUUCAUCCUCUGACACAGGAUGAUGAUGAUGAUGAUGAUGAUGAUGACGAGACCCUCACAGCCCCCUCCGACACACACAUGCAGGAGGACUUGGAGGAGCUUUCCCCUCCUGAAGCCUCCCUCCCAGGGACCUCACAGUCAGACAAAGCCACAGUGGACAAUGUCCGCAGUUUAUACAAGAAAGUGCUGGAGCUAGACCGCACAAAGAAGAGGCUGGAGAUCAGAAAGCUGGAAUUAGAAAUUGAAAAGCUGGAACAUGAGAAGAAGGUAUUGUCUUAUCACUCCAUUAAUAUAUAGGCUACCCACACCCUAUAUGUGUGUCAUUGAUCUGGCUUUUCGUCACCUUUUCUUCUUGCAGGAAAGAGAGUCAUCUAAUAAAUGAAUAAUAUCAGA
This is a messenger RNA of Eleginops maclovinus (Patagonian blennie), 699 nucleotides long. RefSeq lists its product as uncharacterized. The record is from RefSeq and is a predicted model, not a curated record. NCBI's taxonomy places the organism in Eukaryota, Metazoa, Chordata, Actinopteri, Perciformes, Eleginopidae. Bases 1 to 603 code for a protein of 200 amino acids. The transcript is spliced from 6 exons.